This is a messenger RNA of Elaeis guineensis (African oil palm), 3694 nucleotides long. NCBI's taxonomy places the organism in Eukaryota, Viridiplantae, Streptophyta, Magnoliopsida, Arecales, Arecaceae. The record is from RefSeq and is a predicted model, not a curated record.
CCACCAGUUCUAUCUCAAGGGGAAACCGUUUCCUAGGUUUUCCAGCGACCUUUCCUCGCUCCCUUAUUUAGGGGUCUUCCUCUCGCUUUCGAUCUCCUUCGAACGCCCUCCCAGGUCCAACCGGUUCUUUUAUCUCAAAGGGAAACCGUUUCCUAGGUUUUCCACCGACUUGUCCUCUCUCUUCCUUUUAGUUCUUUCCUUCGCUUUCGAUAUCCUUCGUACGACCUCUGGAAUUCGACUCCCGUCUCCACCAUGGCCGUGCGCUUCAAGUUUCGGAGUUCGGCCGCCUUCGAGUCGGUGGACCUUGGUGGCCGCCCCUCCAUCUCCGUCAGCGACCUUCGCUCCAGGAUCCUCCACCUCGUCAACCUCCCGAUCUGCCGCGACUUCGACCUCCUGAUCUCCGACGCUCUCACCGGCCACCCGUUCGACGACGAGGGGUUCCAAAUCCCGAUGGGUUCCAGCGUUAUCGUCAAGAGAGUACCCGCCUGCAAAUCCGCGCCUUUGGAUCCGGUGGGUGGGAAUUCUGCAAUGAAGCACCGCGGGCUCGCAAAUUCCCUGGUUUCUUCACCUUCGGAGAACGUUGACAUGGACAGCUUUGAUGACUUUGGUAAUGAUUUGUAUCCUGCUUUUGAAGCACCUCUACUGGAGUCAGAUGCCAAAGUUGCCAACAUAAAUAUAGUUGAUAAAAAAGAUGAUAUUUCAAGAUCCUUGGAGACUCCAAUCUCAAGAUGUCAGAACAUUGGAGGAAGUGAUCUUAGUGAAGCUAUGUCAAAGGAAAUCAUCAGAGACAACUACAGUAAUGAAUGUGAUAUUGACAAUAACAAGAAGCAAAUGAAGCUGAAGUCUAAGAGACAAGAGCAAAAUAAGUUUGAUGAAGGUGUUGGUUUGUGCUCCCCAACAAUGUUGAACACAGAUCUGCCACCAGAAUUGAGAUGCUCUCUUUGUAACGCAAUCUUUAAAGAGGCUGUGAUGAUACCAUGCUGCCAACAUAGUUUUUGUGACAAGUGUAUUCGUUCAGCAUUGUUUGAGAGGGCAAGGUGUCCCAUGUGCUCUUCCACCAAGUGCACUGUUAAAGACCUGUUGCCUAAUUUGUCACUUCGGCAGGCUAUUGAACAUUUCCUUGAGGCACAAGUGGCAAUUAAUGACUUAGAUAAGAACACUCCAAAAUAUGCUCCAGAUGGGGAAUCAGGAAUUCAAGCAAAAGAAUUGUCUUGUGCUGUGUCUGUUCGUCAACAAGAAGCACAAUUUCCAAACUCUCCCUCUGCAACAGGGAAGGGAUCCAAUCAGAUUAUGACUGAAUCAGCAUAUGAGAAUAAAAGAAGUGCCGGUAUUAAUAUACUUUUAGACACAGCUAAGUCUGCGAAAUCAGCUCCAUCAUCACAUAAGAUCAACCAGAUAAAAGGUGAUGAAAAUAGCUCUGCACAAGCCUUGAAGCAGAUGCAUGAGUUUCAAGAAAGUGGUAGGUCCUCAAAGUUGCCUCAGAAGCUUCCACUGAACAAGGAAGUUAAUUUGACUAUCCAGAGAAAGAAGGGGUCUGCCUUUAACACUCCAGAUGGAAGUGGGGCUUUAAUGCCACCGAGUCAGAACAGAAAGGGCACCCGGAAUUGUUACAUGUGUGGCUCUCCAAACCAUUUGGUUCGAGAUUGCCCAGCAGCUUCCAAUCCAUACCCAGGAGAUGCUGCAUUCCCUGGGGGCAUGUCAGCUUAUGGACAUCCUUUCUGGCAUGGAGCCUCAUUACCCCAUUUUAGGCCUUUUGCAAAUAUCUAUGGUGCCCCUGGUGUAAUGCCCUUUGAUCCAACAGUAAUCCAAGUUUCACCUUUUGGGAUGCCUUCAUAUAUGCCAUCAUUAUAUGCGGGCAUGGCAGGACCCUACAGUCUGAUGAGGAUGGGAGGUGUCCCACCUCCCUUGAUGGCUGGAGCAGAACAUCCUUUUUCUCGUGCUGAAUUUAUGAAACUUCAGGAUGGUGAACUGAAGCACAAGCUUUUGAAUGAAUGUCGAGAGAGAGAACUUGAUUAUGAUGCUGUAUCUGAAGAUAAUCGUGAUAAUGAAGCAAGAAGAAGAUCGCAUGAACGGAAACAUUACUUAGAUAAGGAGCCCAUUAAAACCUGCUCUGACAGUGAAAACCAGAGGAUGGACAAGAAAAACUCACUUGAGAAACAUCAUAGCCCUUCCCGUCGAAGGCCAGGAUUCACUUCAGAUGAAGAAAUUUACUCAGCUGAUCUGAAACACAAGGAAUCAUGUACAUCAGUUUCUAGAAGAAAUCAAAGGGUGCAUUACUCUGAGAAAUCAAAAUCUGAAAGGCAAGAUGCAACUAACAGCUCCAGCUGGCAUAGUAGAGACAGGAGAAAACAUAAGCAUAGAAGUUCUAAGAAACACAGUGAAAAAAGAGGUCAAUAUAGCAGUGUUUAUGACCAAAGAAGUCAUCGUCGGAAUCAGAAAGAGGUGCCUGACAAUCAUGAGAAGGAUUCAAAAGAUCCUCACAGGCACCACUGCACGCAUCAUAAUCACUCAGAGAAUGGUUUGGAACCAGAUCUCUCAAGUGGCCGGAGACAACUCAUCAAGGAGAAAGAAUCCAGUCAUAGUUCUAGGCACUCCAAGUCAAAGGUAAGUUUGAGAGAUGACCGGUCGGAGGUUGACAGAUGGGAGAUGGUUGAUGGUUCAGAUGAGGAUUUAAGAGGAGAGAAUUAUUACCAUAAGCGGAAGAGAACCCGCUAAAUCUUGGGAACUUCCUGUUAUUUUAUGGGCACAUCUUACCAACACCAUCAAGGGAGUGGCUUGUAUCAUACAGCUCGAGAUGUGUAGUAUUACAACCACAACAAACAUAUCAUUGGAGCUGUUGACAAGUAAAUCAAAAGAUAAUUACCAUGCUGCAUGUAAACCCAUCCACGCAGAUAAUUUCUUCAAGAUGAUACAGAAGGAGAUUGGAGGAACAAGUGAUUUUUGAGAACAAAACUUAUGUACGCAAGCUUAAUAAGUGUUGUUGGAUUGAAAGUAAAUAUUCUUGUGUGAAGGUCAGCUUCUACAAAAACGAGUCUGAAGGUUGGGUCUCACCCACGAGGGGGUUGGGGAGUAUGCCUGAUCUUUGAAUCCUUGAUUUUAAAAACAGGACUUCUUUUCAUUUUGUUUUGCUUGGAUCAUCUCCAGAAUGUUGUGCACUCUAGAGAAUAUAUUGGUAAUCUUUGCAGUAGUUACAAGUCGAACUCACCAUUUUAUCAAUACUGUAUCAUAGGCAAUGGGGAAAUUUAUAAUCAUAUAAAAAGGAUAUAAUUAUAUAAAAGGCUUGAUCUAAGAACUUGUAUAUUGGAUCACUUGAAAGGGUUGAGGUGCAGAAGCGAAUGUAGUCACAUAUCUCAUCAGGUAAAUGUAAUCACGUAUUCCUAAAUUUUUUUUCUUUUAUCAUAUUAGGGUGCUGUGAAGGGUUAGGCAGGUGCAUCAUUUUUCUUCAAUUCAGUGGAUCCAGAAAGUCAUUUGGUUUUUGUUUCUGGACAUUUCAAAUCAGGAGCUAUGCAUCUUUAGUCUUUUUUUUUUUUGCCUUGCUUGCUAUUGGUUUGUAAGAUCGUAAACACCUGUCGGGUGGACCUAACGACCGUAGGAUUAUAAGUUUCUUGUUAAUUUAUUUUCUUUGUCUAAUCUUUUUAUGCUCGUAGCAAAUGACAUUGAUUUAUUUCCUUGAAUUUCAUUAAACCUAUUGAUU